AUGGGGAAAAUCAAGCCUUCAGAUUCUGAGAAUGCGGCUGGCGCCAAGAAGUUUUUUGAAAACACCUUCCUCAAAAAAACCUACUACUAUCAAGAUAAAGUCAAUUACACGGGCAAAUUUGUUUACGAUAGGGUUGAAGGUACCAAGAUCAAAUGGAAAGAUCAUCAUCCCCAGCACCCCCCACUUUUCACUGGCAAAGCUCUCCUGUUUCACGACAAGGAAGAUGAAGAAGGUGAAUGA
Molecule: messenger RNA, 240 nt
Organism: Puccinia triticina
Lineage: Eukaryota; Fungi; Basidiomycota; Pucciniomycetes; Pucciniales; Pucciniaceae
Exons: 4
Coding region: 1-240 (79 amino acids)
Biological process (GO): nucleosome assembly
Cellular component (GO): nucleus
Source: RefSeq, a predicted model, not a curated record